Molecule: messenger RNA, 1347 nt
Organism: Closterium sp. Naga37s-1
Lineage: Eukaryota; Viridiplantae; Streptophyta; Zygnematophyceae; Desmidiales; Closteriaceae
Source: the annotation of a GenBank genome assembly
AUGUCCCAGUUCGCGAUCCCAGCGAACUUGUCUGCACGCCUCGCCAGCUCAUCUGGCGAAAACUGUUUUGAAGUGCGCGCUGUCGCGGUGUCGGCUGCGGUCGCCAAAUCCCUGGCUGAGCGCGAAAAGGUGGCCACGGCGAUGAAACCCCCUGUGCUGCCGGCUCCGAAGCCCGUGACAACAGUCGCUGGAAUGCCUCUUCCUCUCGCAACCGAGGCUCCUGCUGCCGAGACUGCGCCCGUCCAGUCUGCGCCUGUCGUUGCUCCUGUUGUUGCUCCGUCUGCUCCGACUGCUGAUGCCGUUCCCCUAGCUCCUCCUUUUGAGCCCCCGGUGUCCGCCCUGGCGACUGGUGUUGAUCCGUCUGUUCCUGUCCCUGCCGCACAUGUUGCACCACCCGCUGCUGUCCCUGCCGUGUCGGCGCCAGCCGCUGCUGUGUCACCGCAGGCGGCGUCCGCCACCACUGGCGGCCCGGCUCCGUUGGUUGCGCCAUUGGCGCCUACUGUGAUGCCGAUGGCCCCGGCGGGUCAGCCGUCGCGCCCCCCCUCGCCUGACCACCGCCUGUCUCGCCCCCAUUCUCCUGCGCUCCACCAGGAGCGCGAGUCGUCACGGCGCCGGCGUGAUUCUCCUCGGCGCUACCACCAGCAGUCUCACUGGCCUGCUCACCCGGGUGGUCAUGGGGGCUGGAGGGGUCCUCGCGGGCGUGGUGGUGGUGGGGCAUACCGCCUGCCCGUGACAAUGGCGGAUCUUCAGCGGGAUGUGUUGAGGGCAGUGCGCGAGGAGAGGGCGGCGCAGAGCCAGAGCAGUUCACUGCGGCCCGCGCCGGCGCUUGUGGCUCCUCGUCGGGCUGUGCCUCCCGUGGAUCUUCCGCCAGCUGCUGCACUUCCUCCUCCUGUCCUUGCCCCGUCGGCUCCUGCUCCUGCUGCCUCUGCUGCUGCUCCUGGGUCUCGUCUUCGCCUGCCGCCCGUUCCGCCAGUGGCGGGAGUAGAGUUCGAGGCCGCUGGUGGAGGAGCGGCGGGGGCGCAGUACACUCCUUAUCUUGCUGCUGAUGAGCCACUUCCAUUCUUGACGGUGGCACUUCAGCCCCCACAGACCCGUGUUCCCGAGGCGACACUCGGCCAGCUGCACCGUCUUGCGGAGAGCCUUGACGCGCUGCUGCUGAUUCAGGUGCUGGCUCACUCGUCCCUCCCUGCGAUCCCUACUGACUCGUUUCAUGACCGGCCACGCGAGACUUGCUUGGACGCGGCGGACCAGCUCGCCCAGCUGCUGGCAUCCGCGUUGGUUGCGCCCGCAGAGGGUGGCGCUGCGGUUGUGGGACAGCUUGACGAGGCUGUCUGGGGCUUGAGGUGA